AUGUCGGGGAGUCCCGUGGCAGCAGUGAGCAGGUGCAGCUUUGCAGUGGGGAUGCAAAAGCCCAGGACUGUGCAGCCCAUUGGGGCUGAAGCGCUGGUGGCCCUUCUGGAAGGCAGUCUGGAUCGAGUGGUGCUGAUUGAUAGCAGGCCCUUUGUGGAUUAUAAUACAUCUCACAUCCUGGAGGCGGUCAACGUCAACUGUUCCAAGCUCAUGAAGAGGAGGCUUCAGCAGGACAAAGUUCAGAUCGCUGAACUGCUGCAACACUCAGCCAAGAAAAAGUUGGAGUUGCGGGUCAACCAAGAAGUUGUGGUGUACGACCAAAGUUCUGAUCUGGCAGCUCUCGCCCCGGACUCAUUCCUCUGUGUGCUGCUCGUCAAGUUAGAAAAAACCUUCCCAUCUGUGCAUCUGCUUUUAGGUGGUUUCUCCGAGUUCUGCCACAUGUUCCCUGGUCUGUGUGAGGGCAAGUCCACAUGUGUUCCGUCCUGUGUGUCUCAGCCCUGUCUGCCAGCCACCAGCAUCGGACCCACACGCAUCCUGUCUCAUCUGUACUUGGGCUGCCAGAGGGACGUCCUGAACAAGGAGCUGAUGCAACAAAAUGAAAUAGCAUAUGUUCUGAAUGCUAGCAACACUUGCCCCAAGCCUGACUUCAUCCCAGAGUCUCACUUCCUGAGAGUUCCUGUCAACGACAGCUUUUGUGAGAAGAUUCUGCCUUGGUUGGACAGAUCAGUGGAGUUUAUUGAAAAAGCCAAAGCUUGUAACGCGCACGUCUUGGUGCAUUGUCUGGCUGGAAUAUCGCGAUCGGCUACCAUCGCCAUUGCUUACAUCAUGAUGAGAAUGAACAUGUCACUGGACGAGGCAUACAGGUUUGUGAAGGAAAAGAGGCCAACAAUAUCGCCAAACUUUAACUUCCUGGGUCAACUCUUGGACUUUGAGAAGAGAAUCAAAAAUGUAAAUGGUUCAGGGAGUGCAGAUGGAGCGGACGAGCCCUCCAGACCUGUGUCUGAGCAAACCUGCUCCUCUGGUUCUGAUCCUGAUCCUGAGACACUCCCUCUGCCCUGUGCGCUCACAGAGCCACCUGAAGAGCGCCUGUUGGAGCAGCUCAGCAGUGUUCAGCUCUUUGACUGCCCAGAGGAGGGCGUGCGCCUUAAGCGCUCCUUCUCACUGGACAUUAAGUCGUACGGUGAGCCGCCAGGAGCCAGUGCACACAGAGUGGACACAGGAAGACCAUCUGCAUUCAAAGACAGCACUAGUAAACCCUGCCAAUUCUCCCCAGUGGAGGAGGUGUCCGAGCAGUCCACCCCAGAGCAGAGCCCUGACAAAGAGGAAGCUGGGGCCCCUGCAGCAGCCGUGAAACCAGCUAAAGGCGCUGGCCCCACGCUUCAGCGCAGCGGCAGCGUGGAGGACCAUGGCAACCGCGUGCUGGUGGAACUGUCGCGCAGCCAGCAGCAGGUGUUUAAGGGCGGGCCGGGGAGCGCGCUGAAGGGCUGGCACUCUGACAUUCUGCUGGGGCCGGUCACUGUGUCCACGUCCUCUUUGGCUGGAAGCUGGUUUCUGUCCUCAGAGUCCACGCGCUUUUAUUCCACAUCAGCCAUUUUGACGGGUGGUGGGUUUUCCUACUACAGCCACGGACUGGAGGCGGUGCGGCGGCGCGGGCGGCAGAGGACUGGUGACUGUGGGGACUCGCGGCGCAGCUGGCACGAGGAGAGCAGCUUUGAGAAGCAGCUCAAGCGCCGCAGCUGUCAGAUGGAGUUUGGGACUGGGGCGACAGACAGUCACUCUCGAGAGGAAAUGGUCAAAGUGGGAAGUCAAUCGAGCUUCUCUGGGAGCAUGGAGGUGAUCCAAGUGUCCUGA
This is a messenger RNA of Knipowitschia caucasica, 1851 nucleotides long. The record is from the annotation of a GenBank genome assembly. NCBI's taxonomy places the organism in Eukaryota, Metazoa, Chordata, Actinopteri, Gobiiformes, Gobiidae.